This is a messenger RNA of Schistosoma turkestanicum, 2633 nucleotides long. NCBI's taxonomy places the organism in Eukaryota, Metazoa, Platyhelminthes, Trematoda, Strigeidida, Schistosomatidae. The record is from the annotation of a GenBank genome assembly.
UAAUGAUAUUGGAUAUUGGCCUAGACUGAAAAUUGUCGCUAAAUUUAAAAUGCGGAUGUGUUUCUGUCUGAAUUAGUAUCAUCUGGUAUGAUGCUGAAGCCUGUGAUGUUGAUCGUAGUUCUCGUAUUAAACAUAAUUUUUCAUGCGGCUCAUGGUGUUGUCUACAGCCAAAUAGAAGGUUUAACCGUCCUUAAUCCUGACAACUUUGACAACAAAACAUCACAAGGAAACUGGCUUGUGAUUUUCUAUCGCAAGUCUUGUGGACACUGUAUAAGUUACUCUCAACCAUUUUCAGAGUUUUGCUCGUCUAUAAAGAAUUGGAAUUGGGCGAUUAAUCUAGGGUCUGUGGAUUGUGAAGAAGAAAUCAAUAGCCCAUUAUGUAAUCGUUUCAAUGUGCAUGAAGUUCCCACCUUAAAGUUCCUGUCCAUGAAAAACGGUAGACAAAUGUCGGAACUAAUACCAUCCGAAAGAAACGUCAUGAAACUGCGAAAAAUCAUCGCUUCUCAUCUAGUGAACAUUCCUAACCUCCGGCUCUCGAAAGAACUGGCAGUUAACGAUCCAAUAGUCGUUACAGGUAGUGAUUCCGAAGUAAACGCUCUGCUAAUGCUGGAUUACAGUCUCCCUUUAAAACGUGAGAUCCAUAGUGUUACAAAACCAGGCUUAAAGGAAAUCGAUGUCACGAAUCCUCUUUCUGGGGAAGUGAUUGCUAAGGGUUCUGAGGAACAAGUUAGGAUGGUACUCCAACGGAUGUCAGGAGGCAGACCAAAGAUGGAACAAAACAGCCAAACAGAAAUGGAUGUUAUAACACCAACCCAAAUUAAAUACCCACCGGUUUACGCAGUUGAUGUCUUUCGAUCACUAAGCAUGUUACUUCAGUCUGAUGUUGGUGCACGAGAUAAAAUUGAAGGACCGGCUCUAGAAGCUCUAAAAGAAUUUCUAGACAUGUUAUAUGAAAUUCUUCCAGCUUCUCAGGAAUACAAAGCACAGCUCUCUGAAAUUUCUGUUUGGUUAAAUUCAAAAACGAGUAUAACGGGCCAAGAAUGGGUUGCAUAUCUUGAAGAAAUCAAAUUACCUUUAUAUAAAGGACCAUUUAUGGCGUGUAAUGGAAGCAAACCACAUUAUCGAGGAUAUCCAUGCGGUUUAUGGACUUUGUUUCAUUCAUUAACCGUAGAACAAUACCUGUUAUCAUCUUCUAGCUCAGACCGUCAGGUUGAUUCAGUCGCGCAUGCUUUAGGUCGUUUCAUACCUCGAUUUUUUUCAUGUACAUACUGCGCAUUUCACUUCGCACUAAAUACAGCGAAUUUAGCCAGACCAGGGGAAUCUAUCCUCCCAGAAAAUCGUAACACUCCUAGUCCAGAGGAAUUCGUAUUUGACGAAUCAGUUAUUCCCACUUUACCUAAAGCUCCAGAAACUCCCAGAGAUACUGUAUUAUGGCUGAAUGCGAUACAUAAUCGUGUAAAUAAACGUUUAGCUGGUACACCGUCGGAAGAUCCAACUGCACCCAAAAUCCAAUUCCCACCACCGUAUUUAUGUCCUACCUGUUGGUCACAAAAUUCGGAAGGUGAACUGGAACUGGGUAAGACUCCAGAGACUGAAGAAUCAUUAUUUCAAUUUCUUGUUGAACGAUAUCGUGCAUCAUCUUGGAAGUAUUUGGAAUUACCUACAGUAUUCAUAACUAAUGCUGUGGAAUUGAAAACUGAACAGGCAGUCUCCGAUUUGUUAAUAAUCUCGAUUAUUUCCAUUGUACUUACCAUACUGGCAGCUAUCAUUUUACUUGCAGGUUUACGUUUCCUAUGUCGGCGUCGUCGAUUUUUCCGUCGAAGACGAGGACAGUAUGCAGGUGGACAAUCAGUCUAAUUAUAUUUUAUUUAUAUUAUCAAACAAUUAAAAAUGAAAAAGAUCAUUUUUGAAGAUUUAUUUCUUGUGAAUAAUUGAUCAAUGAAUGUGUUGAUUCUAAUGUUGUUUCUCAAUGUAAUUUCUACUACUUUCCCAUUUCAAAUAAGCCUUUUUUUGUAAAGACAAUAAAUUGACUUUGUUGAACUACUGUCUUUUUUUCCACUGCUCAUUGAUCAAUAUUUUUUAUCAUUCAAAUCUUAUUCUUUACAGCUUUGUGUUUUUCUUUAGUUGUACUUUUAGGCACACUUCUCACUCUCUAUUCUGUUUUUCAUUUUUCCAUAUAUGGAACAAACUGUAUGGAUUGCAUAAGAAAAAAGUAAAUAGCACUAGUCAUUAUCACUACUACUGCUGUUGUUUUCAAUGAAUAAAUUCUCAUAAAUACAUUUUCAAGGGAUUAAAGUUGAAUGCUUAUAUAUAUAUAUAUAUAUAUAUAUAUAUAUAUAUAUAUAUAUAUAUCUGUAUCUUUUCAUCAGCUGAUUUUUUAUUAUAUUUUUUUCAAUGUCUACUUUACGUCUUCCAUCAUUCAUUUUGUUAAGUCUGUUUGUGCGCAUGUAUUAAUGGAUCUUUUUUUUAUAACCAGUUUAUCUAUUAUUUAUUCAGUUCUAUCUUUAUCACUUUAUUCAGUUAAGUUUAUUCAAUAAAACGAUAUUUUGUAAAUUAAUACAGUUAAUUUGUUUCAUACGCCUGAUAAUUCAUUAUUUAUAAAUGCAUAUAAAUAAAUAAUAAUUCAUUUAAAA